AUGUUGCGACUUCUAUUGUUGACGAUUAUCGCGACUGCGUCAGCGCAGAUCCCUUCGCUCGGAUGGUGUCCAGAUUUUCAAGCUAUGGCAAACUUCAACAUGAACCGUUUCCUUGGAACAUGGUAUGAGGCUGAGAGGUAUUUCACCGUCACUGAGCUGGGCACCCGCUGCGUCACCACUCACUACACCGCAACACCUGAAGGAAGAAUCCUGGUCACCAAUGAGAUCACCAACUCCUUGACUGGCUUCAAGCGGAUUAUGGAAGGUCACCUGCAGAAGGUCGGCAGGGAAGGCGAGGGCCGUGUCAUGGUGAAAUACUCCUCAGUUCCGUUGCCUUAUGACUUCGAAUACAGCAUCCUGGACACCGAUUACGACAGCUAUGCUGUUAUGUGGUCUUGCAGUGGUAUUGGACCCGUGCAUACUCAAAACACUUGGUUGCUGACUCGUGAUAGACUCCCAUCCCUGGCUGUGAUGCAAAACGCGUAUGCCGUCCUCGACAGGUUCAAGAUCUCUAGAACUUUCUUCUUGAAGACCAACCAAGCUGACUGUACCAUACUGCCUGAACCAGCAGCAGUGAGCGAACUUAAGAAUGCUGAUGUGCCUGUAGUUGCUGAGGAAGUUGAGAAAGAAAAGGUGGUCGAGCAACCUGUGGAGAAGGCAGUAGAGCCCGAAGUGAAGGCAGUUGAGCCCGAAGUGAGAUCUGCGGUACCAGCAGAGAUUGCAGCAGAAGAAGCUAACAAGCCGAUGCAAGUCCCUGAACUGAUCAUGUCUGAAUCUGAAAAGAAGGAAGAGAAAAUUGAGAAAAUAGAAGAACCAGCAAUGAUAGCCGAAAUAAAGGAAACUAAGGAAGCGCCUGCACAGUAGAACGAAUUUUGAAAGAAUCAACCAGGGCUG
Messenger RNA from Spodoptera exigua (beet armyworm), 894 nucleotides. NCBI's taxonomy places the organism in Eukaryota, Metazoa, Arthropoda, Insecta, Lepidoptera, Noctuidae. The record is from the annotation of a GenBank genome assembly.